GUCUUCAAAGUCCGCUAUGGCCCUGUUCUACCUGAUCCGGACAUGCCAGAUAUCAGGUUCCACACUGCUGUCUUUGUUGAGACAGAUGCCAAUGGCGCAGGCUACAUCCACCACGUCACUGGCGAUCUCGUAUCAGGGAUGAGAUACGAAUGCGCCAUAGCUUCCAAGCCGGAGCUGGAUGACACAAGGCAGUAUCAUAGCAAAGAGCUUCUCGGAACAGCAGAGGAGUCUGAUCAUCCACAUGCCUUCACAAGAACAUGCCAAGCACUUCCUCCACCACCAAGGCAGAAGGCCUUCAGCCCCAAAACCAUGCGCACCGAACCAGUAAAACCAGACGGCACAUUCUACACCUCUGACGAAUCAAGACCCAAGCUCAUCAAAUGCACAGAAUGGACAGAAAUUCAGGCCGUACCAGCUUUAAUCUGCUCUGGCCUGAUCCAACCCGCCCAUUUCUAG
Messenger RNA from Pseudocercospora fijiensis CIRAD86, 456 nucleotides. RefSeq lists its product as uncharacterized. The annotation marks the transcript as partial. The record is from RefSeq and is a predicted model, not a curated record. The transcript has a single exon. Lineage: Eukaryota; Fungi; Ascomycota; Dothideomycetes; Mycosphaerellales; Mycosphaerellaceae.